AAGCACAAAGUUUGCUAUAUUACAUAAAAACGAGUGUUUUGCAUAUUUUGAAAUAAAAAUUUGGCACUAUAAAGAUCUCUCGUUAGAGAGUAGUAUAUAACUUGAUAAAGUUUUUUUUUUAAAUUCACGGGAUAGAUUUGUAAACCUACUAAAACUAUUAUAAGAUAAACUUUUUUGAUGGAAAAGUUAUCAUUGGCUGGAAGCUUUAUUAAAAAAAAGUAAGCUUGUUGCCAUGGAAAAAUCAAUAACAGUUUCUUCAUCGAUCUCAACAAGUUUCAAAUUAUUUAUUUAGUUAGUUAAUAGUAAUUUAUUUAUCGUUAAUUCAAUUAAAAUUAAGCUAUUACUUUCCUAGAUCUAAUAUUUAACAAUAAUUAAAACCAGGAUACUGCGGUUAGGUAUUCACUUUAGAAGUCAGUAGGUAUAAUAAGAAAUAGAAUAUGCAGCGAGGUAAGCCAACGCGUAAAAAGGGACAGCCCGGACCUUCGUCUUCCGAUGUUAAACUGCCCAAAAUACCAAAAACUCAGAUGCCGGAAGACUUUAAAAUUAAGACUCGACCCCUGUUUUCACUUCCAAUGGAAAUUUUGAAACUACCCCCGCCUACGACAAAGGCGGCGAAAUUACAAGCUUCUAAAGGAGGUCCUAGAAAAAGAUCCAGCGUGAUGCAGAGCUUUACAGCUAUGAGAAAAGCCAGGGAAGAUUUCAGAGCGAAGUUAAUGAAUCUGAUAUGCCAAUCGGCUCCUGGUGAAGAUGGUGAUGCAAUUCCGUCGGGCGAGGAAAAGAAUAUGUUGAGAUAUUAUUACUAUUUGCGAUACGGCAUAGACACUAUACAUGUUGCACCGCUGGAUAAUAAAAUGAUUUUACGAGUUCACAAUUUAAUAUCAAUAAAACUAAAAAAAUGGAGAGAAUGUCUACUUACGGCCACAGAUGAAAUGCGUGAAGAUUUUAUGAUGAGCAUGAAAAAGGCUAUCGUCGAUUUCGUACUGAAGGAUCCUAAUACGGAAGAAUCCCUAGAUGACGAAGAUACACCAUUGAAGAGAGAGUUGGCUUUGAAAGACGAUGCUUGGCGAAACCGCUACGCAGUCGCUAGGAGUUACUUGCAUAAGAACCUGCAUAGCGUCAACCCGUGCGUAGCCCAAGUGCUACAGAUUUGGUGGAAACAAUAUAAUGACCUGCGGUUGAUCAGCAUGAAGGACAUAAUGACGACUAACGAGGCAUACGAGCUACAAGACUUCUGCUUCGUGUGCAAGCGCCACAUCGAGGCGGCGGGGAACGUGCUGUCGAUGCAAUGGCUGCCUACUCUACAGGCGGUCUUUUUACAGGGCAGUAAGAAAAAGCAGAUUCCGGAUCCGAAACAAGUAAUCAGAAUGAAGAAAUUUUAUAACUGUUUAUCCUGCAUCAUGACAUACAACCUUCAGACCCUGUGUCUUAAGUCGAUGAAGGACUUCACGGAUUACAUCCUAGAUGUUGGGGGAAUGAAUCAGGGGUUUGUUGUCAAUUUGGCCUUCAAAGAAGACGCCAUAGGCUUUGAACCGACUUUCAAGCAAUUUCGCGAUCAGCUGUGCCUUUUAUAUGACUUUAUAAUUGAUGCAUGUAGACAAUCUCCGCGAUUGGAGACGUUAUUGUAUCAAGACUAUGUUAUUACAAAUAGAGCAACUCUCCGGCCUAUAAUUGACAAUGAUAUUGUGGAGAAAUACAAAGCAAGUGUGGCUGAUUUGAUAAAUGAACAGAGAAUUGGACCUGAACUGCGCGUACAAGAUUUCGAUAGCUUCGUGUGUCUACUCAAUGGAGAGUCUCUAGAUGAAGUUGAAAGAUUUAUAAACUCUGUACCCGAGAAAACUUUCGAAGAAUACUGCACAGAGGCUGUCAAAUACGUGACCGUGGCAAAGGAGAUACCUUCCAAGUUAGAGGGGACUAUUGUGAUAGGAAUGUUCCGGAUGCAGAGAGGUGAUCUAAUUAACACGCUGCGUGGGGCAGCCACGAGGCUCGCUAACACGUUACUGAGACGGAUGACUGAGGAUUACCAGAAUAUGAUUAAAGCGAUUUUCGACGAAUAUUCAUCGAUUUCCAAUACUUUGCUCACUCCACCGCAAGAUACGGCCGCGUUAAUGGACCUGAUCGAAUACAACAAAAAAGUGGAAGCGACACUCCUUGACGUGAUGGAGGAUAAGCUACGGAACGUGUUGCGAUAUAUUAUAUUCUUGAGCGAUUAUACCGCGUUCACUCCUUUAGAAAUGAAAGCGAACAAUCAGUCCUUCCACUGGUAUGGACGCAUGCCUGGAGUAGUUGAAGAAUGCAAAGCAAUUUGUGAACAAAAGAAAAUUGAGUAUCAAGAGUUACUGCAAGUUCGAAUUGCCAAAUUCAUCGAUGACUUAGAAAUUUAUAGUGCUCAAGGUGAAGAGCUCCAAUAUUGGGGUGACAUCGAUGAAUUGUCUAAAUACGUGACCCGCGCUCGACGUUUGGAUGAAAAGUUAGCAAACGCUUUAUCUAAAAUCGACCAGUUUAAUGAAGAAGAAAUCGCAUUUGGAUGGGAACUAUCGCAAUAUCCGAAAAGGAAAGCUAUUUAUGAUAAACUCGUACCGUUCAAGAAAUUAUUCGACGCAGGUUAUGAAUUCUUAGAAAAACAUAACACUUGGAUGUCAGCAAGGGUAGGAAGCUUCGACCCUGAAGACAUAGAAGGCGAUGUUAGUUAUUUUUAUAAGACUGUGUAUAAACUAGAAAAAUCAUUUCAAGAUGUUCCCGCUACGUUCCAAUUAGCUCAAUCAGUCAGAAUGAAAAUGGAGGAGUUCAAGACACACAUGCCGAUCAUUCAAACACUUGGUAACCCUGGCAUGAAACCGAGGCACUGGGAGAAAGUUUCAGACAUCGUCGGGUUUCCGAUCGUUGUAGACGAAGAAUUGUCUCUAGCGAAAGUUAUUGACUUUAAUCUAGUCGAUUAUAUUGAAAAGUUCGAGAGCAUCUCAGAGGCAGCUACGAAAGAAAACAACCUUGAAAAGGCACUUGAUAAAAUGAUAAAAGAAUGGGCUGAACUUAAGUUCGAAAUUUUGCCUUACAAAGAUACCGGAACUUACAUUUUGUCAAGUGUAGAUGAAAUCCAGCUAUUAUUAGAUGACCACAUCGUUAAAACACAGACGAUGAAGAAUUCGCCAUACAUAAAACCGUUUGAAGAGAUUAUCAUUGAUUGGGAAGGAAAACUAAUACUGCUUCAGGAAAUUUUGGAUGAAUGGUUGAAGGUUCAAGCAACAUGGAUGUAUUUGGAGCCUAUCUUUUCGUCUCCUGACAUUCAGCAGCAAAUCCCAGAAGAAGGACGCCGAUUUAGUGCAGUCGAUAAGAUGUGGCGUGAAAUAAUGAAAGCUGCAUAUACCGAACCGAGGGUGUUAGACGUGAUCACCAUAGAUAAGAUGCUGGAUCGACUGCGCAAAUCCAAUAAUCUACUGGAGAUGGUCCAGCGAGGCCUCAACGCAUACCUCGAGAAGAAGCGUCUUUACUUCCCACGCUUCUUCUUCCUGUCCAACGACGAGCUUCUAGAAAUCCUUUCUGAAACUAAAGAUCCAAUGCGUGUACAACCUCACCUCAAGAAGUGCUUCGAGGGCAUCGCAAAGCUUAACUUCACUGAGGACUUGGUGGUGACGCACAUGAAGUCCUCGGAGGGAGAAGUCGUACAACUUACGAUGACCAUUAACACUGCGGCUGCAAGGGGACAGGUAGAAAAAUGGUUGUUAGAACUAGAGAAAUCAAUGAAAGCAUCCGUCCACCACGUCGUGGCACUUUCAUACGACAACUACUUGGAGUGUCCUCGCGAACGAUGGGUCCUGAUCUGGCCAGGACAAGCUGUGCAAUGCAUAGCAAUGACGUUUUGGACAUCUGAAGUGACAGACGCGAUUCACAUAAGCGUCAAAGCCAUGAGAGAUUAUUGGGACAAGUGCAACUACCAAAUAUCUAAAAUCGUAGAUCUUGUACGCGGUGCUCUUAGCUUACAGAACCGGAUCACUCUCGGUGCAUUAGUAGUGCUGGAUGUGCAUGCUAGAGAUGUGCUCAUGGAACUGAUCGACUUCAAUGUGCAACUUGACAAUGACUUUAACUGGCUGUCGCAGAUUAGAUACUAUUGGGAGUUGCAAGAAGACGACAAUAGCUGGCAGAUAGCAACACGCAUGAUCAAUUCACAACUGAUGUAUGGCUACGAAUACCUGGGCAAUACUGGUCGGUUGGUGGUUACGCCUCUAACCGACAGAUGUUUUAGGACUCUCUUCGGAGCUCUACAUUUGAAUUUAGGUGGAGCUCCCGAAGGGCCAGCUGGCACCGGGAAGACUGAGACCACUAAAGAUUUGGCAAAAGCGGUUGCAAAGCAGUGUGUUGUAUUCAAUUGUUCCGAUGGUCUUGAUUACCUUGCUCUUGGCAAGUUUUUCAAGGGUUUGGCAUCAUGUGGUGCUUGGUCAUGCUUUGACGAGUUCAAUAGAAUUGAUCUCGAGGUACUGUCCGUGGUAGCGCAGCAGAUUUUAUCCAUCCAGCGUGGAAUCAACUCCGGCGCAACAGAACUUCUAUUCGAAGGGACUUUGCUAAAUUUGGACAAAACUUGCGCAGUUUUCAUCACCAUGAAUCCUGGUUACGCUGGAAGAUCAGAAUUGCCGGAUAAUUUAAAGGCGUUAUUCAGAUCGGUGGCUAUGAUGGUGCCAGACUAUGUGCUAAUAUCAGAGAUAGAACUGUAUGCAUUCGGAUACCUCAAUGCAAAACCGUUGGCCGUCAAAAUUGUCGCCACUUACAAGCUCUGCUCCGAGCAGCUCUCGUCCCAGAGCCAUUACGAUUACGGUAUGCGCGCUGUGAAAUCGGUACUCCGCGCGGCCGGUGCUCUGAAGCUGCGAUACCCUGAUGAAGUGGAAGAUGUUAUUUUAUUGCGUUCCAUUAAAGACGUCAAUCUUCCCAAAUUCUUAGAGCAUGACGUGCCACUUUUCAUGGGUAUCAUAGGAGACUUAUUCCCUGGAUUACCUUUGCCAGAAGCAGGUCUUCCACAUUUAAUAGCUUGCUUGAAGGAAGUAUGUGGACCCCUUAAUUUACAAGCCAAUGAUUUCUUCAUAGAAAAGGUUCUCCAGCUCUAUGAAAUGAUUCUUGUAAGACAUGGUUUGAUGUUGGUAGGAUUUCCUUUCUCUGGGAAAACCAAAUGCUAUCACGCCCUUGGUAAUGCAUUGGGAUUGGUUGCGGAAAAGGGUUUGAUGAAUGAGAACGCAGUAGAAUGGACGGUCAUAAAUCCAAAGUCCAUAACGAUGGGACAGCUGUAUGGACAAUUUGAUCCUGUCUCACACGAAUGGUCUGAUGGCAUUCUUGCUGUCAGCUACAGAGCUUUUGCGGUUUCGACUAAUGAUAACAGAAAGUGGCUGAUUUUUGACGGUCCAGUAGACGCGAUCUGGAUUGAAAAUUUAAACACCGUAUUGGAUGAUAAUAAGAAGCUUUGCCUUAUGAGUGGGGAGAUCAUCCAGCUUGCACCCACCACCAACCUCAUCUUCGAGCCUAUGGACCUCGAAGCAGCUUCGCCUGCGACAGUGUCACGUUGCGGUAUGAUUUACAUGGAGCCAAAGGGCCUGGGCUGGAAAUGCUUGAUGGAUUCAUGGCUCAAUACGCUCCCGGCAACUUUGCACGGCUUCAAUCGCAACUAUAUUCGUAUUCUUUUUAAUCGUUUCAUGCCACCUUUGCUUUGGCUUGUUGAGCUUUCUGGGAAAGUCAAGCAAAUGUAUGUAACGUCACGUAGUAACUUAAUAAAUGCAUGUAUGAUGCUUUUUGAUACUUAUAUGGACGAUUUCCAAGAUGAGAAAUAUGUUGAAGGCCUUUCCGACCUCGAUAUUAGAGCUCAACUUGAGGGAGUCUUUUUCUUUUCAACGAUUUGGUCCAUAGGAGCGACUUUGGAAAGCGAUGGUCGCCCUAAGUUUGACGUGUUAUUUAGAGGUCUACUUGAGAAGGAAUUCCCAGAGCAGGUCAGAGAAACCUUGGGAUAUCCCAAAGUAAUUUCUAAGCCUGAAAAAGCGUACAUAUUUACCCUGCCUAAAGAAGGAACAGUUUAUGAUUAUCGUUUCAUCAAAGAGGGUAAAGGUAAAUGGAAGCCCUGGCAAGAUGACGUCGUCUCGGCUCCACCCAUUAGUCGUGAUACUCCUCCUAAUCAGAUCCUUGUAACAACCCUGGACAGUGUUCGAUACUUGGCGCUGUUCAAAUUGUUGGUGACCCACCAUAAGGCAGUGAUGAUGGUUGGCCCCACCGGCACUGGAAAAUCUUCUUAUAUUAUUGAUUAUUUAGUGAAGAGAGUUGAUACGAAAGUGUAUAAAGCUCUAAUAAUGGCAUUCUCAGCACAAACAAACUGCAAUCAGACACAAGACAUUAUUAUGGGGAAAUUGGAUAAGAGACGGAAAGGCGUGUUCGGUCCCCCAAUCGGUUGCUAUUGUGUGGUGUUUGUGGACGACGUCAGCAUGCCGCAAGCCGAGACGUACGGCGCUCAGCCGCCUAUUGAAGUUCUACGGCAAGGGAUCGAUCUGGGCCUGUGGUACGAUCGCAAAACGAAUGUUGCGAUGCAUCUUACUGAUGUUCAGUUCAUGUGCGCUAUGGGUAAGCCCAUGCCAGGCGCGAAACUCAUAACGCCACGGUUUUCACGACAUUUCUCAUUCUUCUGUAUUGAUGAGUUCGAUGACGAAACUCUACGAGUUAUAUUUGGAAGAAUUAUGUUGUGGCAUUUAGAUACGAGAGGGUUCUCUAAAGAUUUCGAUCCCUGUAUAGAAGAAAUAGUUUCUUCUACCCUAGAAGUGUAUAAGCAAUGUAGAUUAAACUUAUUGCCUACGCCGUCUAAAUCUCAUUACACAUUUAACUUACGAGAUUUCUCCAAAGUUAUAUUGGGUGUAUUACUAUCCGUACCAGAAGUGACACCAGAUCUGCAGUCUAUAAAGCGGUUAUGGGUCCACGAGUGUCUGCGUGUGUUUUCCGACCGAUUGACAGAAGACGCAGAUCGACACUGGCUAGUAAAUUGCCUGAGAGAGGCAACGCAUCUCUAUCUCAACGAUGAGUUUGAUAAGUUACUCUCGCGAUUGCUCGAAGGACCCAAUGAUAAGAUAACGGAUCGACAUUUACGUAAUUUAAUUUAUUGUGACUUUGCCAAUCCAAAAGCGGAUUCGCGCUUUUAUAUGGAGACUACGAAUAUGGAACAUUUAAAUUCAACAGUAGAAGCCUAUCUCGUAGAGUUCAACAAUAUGUCCAAAAAACCAAUGAACCUCGUACUUUUUAGGUUCGCGAUUGAGCACGUAUCGCGCAUUUGUCGCGUGCUGACUCAGCCGCGCUCGCAUGCGCUGCUGGUGGGACUGGGUGGCUCUGGUCGACAGUCUCUCACGCGUCUCGCUGCUCACAUCAAUGAAUAUGACCUCUUCCAGGUCGAGAUGAGUCGUACUUACGGGAAAACUGAAUGGCGUGAAGAUUUAAAAACUUUAUUAAGAAAAUCAAGCACUCCCGACUUACACAUGGUGUUCCUCUUUAUUGAAUCCCAAAUAAAAGAAGAGGGAUUCUUGGAGGAUGUGAAUAACAUGCUGAACUCUGGUGAAGUUCCAAACAUUUUCGUUGCUGAUGAAAAAGCGGAGCUUUGCGAAAAGAUGCGAGUAAUCGAUCGUCAACGGGACAAAUCUCUUCAAACAGAUGGCACCCCGACUGCUCUAUACGCGUACUUUGUAUCCAUAGUUCGUGAUCAGUUGCACAUCGUGCUCGCUAUGUCGCCCGCUGGAACUUCAUUACGCACACGGAUCCGCAAAUUUCCUUCCCUUGUCAACUGUUGUACCAUCGACUGGUUCCAGGAAUGGCCGCCUGAUGCUUUACUGGCUGUUGCAACGCGUUUCCUAAAAGAUGUUGAACUAACUGAACUCGAACGUGAAACAGCUAUCAAGCUAUGCCAAAUGUUCCACACCGAUACGCAAGACUUAACCAAGCAAUUCCUGUUACGACUUAAGAGAUACAAUUACGUCACGCCUACAGCUUAUCUGGAGCUUAUAAAUAUGUUCAAAACACUUUUGGGCAAAAAAAGAACGGAGUUAUUAACUGGCGAAAAGCGUUACAUUACGGGCUUGGACCAACUUGCAACAGCAGCGAAAUCUGUCGCCGCAUUACAAGAGGCAUUGGAAGUGUUACAACCUAAAUUAGCCGCUGGAGCCGCCGCUGUUGCUGAGACUACCGCUAAAGUGGAGAAAGAGAAAGAGGGAGUUGCUCUUGUCGAAGCAGAAGUACUUGUGGAUCAAGCCGCGGCAGAAGAACAGGCAAAAGAAGCCCAAGCUAUUAAAGAUGAGUGUGACGCAGAUCUCGCAGAAGCUAUGCCAAUUCUCAACUCUGCGUUGGCGGCGCUCGAUACUUUGACGCCUCAGGACAUUACUUUCAUCAAGACAAUGAAGAGUCCUCCCCGGGGCAUCAAACUUGUCAUGGAAGCUAUCUGCAUAUUGAAGGAAAUAAAACCUGAUAAAAUUCCAAAUCCUUCUGGAGUAGGCACCGUAGAGGAUUACUGGGGCCCAUCUAAGAAGUUGCUUAACGACAUAAAGUUCUUAGAAUCGUUGCAAAACUACGAUAAGGACAACAUUCCCCCUCCUGUUAUGAAGAAGCUUAUGACUACCGUGAUGCAGGAUGAUGGCUUUGUACCUGAAAAGAUAAGAGCUGUGUCGGUUGCUGCUGAAGGUAUGUGCAAGUGGGUGAUUGCAAUGACGAAGUACGACAAGGUGGCAAAAGUGGUGGCACCGAAGAAGCAGCGGUUAGCAGCUGCGCAAGCCGUCUAUGACAAGGCGAUGGCCGCGCUUGCUGUCAAACAGGCACAGUUGAGAGAGGUGCAACUGAAAUUGGCAAAAUUAGAAGAUGCGCUGUCAGAGCAAAAUCGGCAACAGAGGCUGCUUGAUGACGAGGUGAUGGAUUGCAGCAACAAGUUGAAGAGAGCCGAGAUGCUAAUUUCUGGGCUCGGAGGAGAGAAGCAUAGAUGGACGCUAAUCGCUAAAACGCUGCGAGAGACUUACAAUACGCUUACUGGAGACAUAUUAAUCGCUGCCGGGAUAAUUGCAUACUUAGGACCCUUCACAGCUGCAUUUAGAAAUGAUCAAGUAAAGAAAUGGGCUCACGCUUGUCACGACUGCGGAAUCGUGUGCACGUUGAACUUUAGCCUGAUAAAGUCUUUAGGAGAACCCGUCACUAUUCAACAAUGGAACAUCGAUGGUUUGCCCGCCGACGACUUCAGCGUUGAGAGCGCAAUUAUUAUUAUGACUGCUCGACGCUGGCCGUUGAUGAUAGACCCACAGGGGCAGGCCAAUCGGUGGAUUAAGAAUAUGGAGAAGCCCAAUAAUCUUUGUGUAGUACGAAUGGCACAGGCAGACCUUGGUCGCGUGUUAGAAAACGCCGUUCAAUUCGGACAGCCGGUUCUACUGGAAAAUGUGCUGGAAGAGCUCGACCCGAUGUUGGAACCGCUCCUGCAGCAACAAACUUUCAGACAAGGCGGUGCACUAUGUAUCAAGAUAGGAGAUACUAUCGUUGAAUAUAGCAAAGAUUUUAAAUUAUACAUAAGCACUAAAUUGGCGAACCCACAUUACUUACCCGAAGUGGGUGUCCGAGUUACGUUAGUCAACUUCAUGCUAGCCAAAGACGGGUUGCAAGCACAGUUGCUAUCUCGAGUGGUUGCUCGGGAAAGACCGGAUUUACAGCAAGCUAAGGCAGAUUUGACAACACAAGGCGCCGAGCAUCGCCGGCUCUUACAGGAAAUUGAAAAGAAAAUUCUUAAUGUUUUGUCCACAUCUGAGCAUUUGCUGGAGGAUGAGGAAGCCGUUCAGAUUCUGAACUCAGCCAAGGAUAUGUCUAACGAAAUCAAAGAGAAGCAAGAAGUAGCUAUGGUCACAGAAAAGGCGAUCGAUGAAGCCCGAAACGAUUACGUACCAAUCGCUGUACAUUCAACAAACUUAUUUUUCCUUAUUGCAUCUCUGGCAAAUAUCGACCCAAUGUAUCAAUACUCGCUGGGCUGGUUCGAGGGCCUGUUCACGGGGUCCAUUGACAACACCGAAAAGGUCGAGGAAAUUCCUGAAAGGCUCGCUAUUCUGCGUGCCCAUUUCACAUACUCCCUAUACGCAAACAUCUGCAGGAGUCUUUUUGAGAAGGAUAAACUGGUAUUCUCCUUGCUUCUCACUGUGACAAUAAUGGUCGCGGAGGAUAGACUGGAGCAAACGGAUGUGAUGUUCCUGCUAGCGGGCGCACAGCCGCGACAUAUUCCACCCAACCCGGUCACAUUUCUCGGCCCACAAGCUUGGUCGGAAUUCAAUGGGCUGAACGAAAUCGAAAAAUACCAGGGAAUCGUAGAUCAUUUCACGAAAAAUAUACCAGCAUGGGAAGCAUACUGCGAUACGAUUGAUCCUCAAAACCAGCCUCUACCAGAACCAUGGAAUACAAAAUUAAGCUCAUUUGAGAAAAUGUUGGUCCUACGAUGUAUGCGUCUAGAUAUGAUGGUCCCAGCUGUUCAAAACUAUGUCGAAGCGCAAAUGGGGCGUCCGUUUGUCGAGCCACCGUUGUUUGAUUUAGCUUCAUCGUACUCGGAUUCGCACUGCUGUAUACCGCUAUUAUUUGUCCUUACUCCGGGCUCGGAUCCUAUGGGAACGCUUCUGAAAUUUGCUGACGAUCAGGGUUUCGGAUCGUCACGCCUAUUCUCGCUGUCGCUUGGACAAGGACAAGGUCCUAUAGCAGUGAAGUUGAUAGAUGAAGGUAUCAGAAGUGGAACGUGGGUUGUGUUGCAAAACUGUCACUUAGCAAAAAGCUGGAUGCCAAUGCUGGAAAAGAUUUGUGAGAGCCUCACACCAGAUACAACUCACCCUGACUUUAGAUUGUGGUUAACAUCUUACCCGGCGGAUCAUUUUCCGGUUUAUGUUUUACAAAACGGUGUAAAAAUGACUAACGAGCCACCCCAAGGUCUAAGAGCGAACAUUGCGCGCUCAUACCAAAGUGACCCAAUAAACGACAUGGAGUGGUUCGAAGGCAACAAGCAGCCGGAAAUUUUCAAGAAGCUGCUGUUCGCGCUGUGCUUCUUCCACGCCGUGGUGCAGGAGCGGCGCCAGUUCGGGCCGCUGGGCUGGAACAUCCGCUACGAGUUCAACGAGACCGACUUGCGCAUCAGCGUCACACAGCUCUACAUGUUCCUCAACGAAUACGAGGACGUACAAUUCGUGGCGCUCCGGUACCUUACCGGUGAGUGCAACUACGGCGGCCGCGUCACCGACGACUGGGACCGGCGCUGCCUCAACACCAUCCUCUACAAGUUCUACAACCCGCGCGCCAUCGACGAGGACAAGUAUCCACUCGAUCCUUCUGGCACGUACUACAUACCGAGUCUACGAGAGCACUCGGACUUUAUUUCCUUCGCGCGAUCUCUGCCCGUGGCCACGCCGCCUAGCGUGUUCGGCUUCCACCCCAAUGCUGAUAUCACUAAGCAUUUCCGCGAAGCCGAAGAGCUCCUCAACACUGCAGUACUUACACAGGAUCGCACGGAUCGUUUCAAACAAUUUUUGGACACAAUGGCUGCCGGAGGAGCAGGCGCGACGCCCGAGCAGCAGGCCAUGGCGAUCGCGGAAGAUGUGCUGGCGCGGCUGCCCAGCAAGAUCCUCAGUGGCCCGUCGCACGAGGGGGACAUCAAGCCGGCCGACAUGUCGCCUAUGUCCAUAGUGGUCAUCCAAGAGGCGGCCAGGUACGAGCGGUUGGUCAGCGUGGUGCGAUCCAGCUCCAGGGCCGUCAUUGGAGCUGUUCAGGGUGUGAGCGUCCUUACGGAUAUCACGGAGGAGGUGCUGACGAGCAUGGUGCGCGGCCGUAUCCCCGCGCUAUGGGCCGGCAAGAGCUACCCGUCGCUCAAGCCGCUCGCCGCCUAUUUCAACGAUCUACUGGCGAGACUUGAGUUUCUACAGCACUGGCACCAGCACGGGCCGCCGGUGGUGUUCUGGCUGUCGGGCUUCUACUUCCCGCAGGCCUUCCUCACGGCGGCGCAGCAGAGCUACGCGCGCAAAUACAAAAUACCCAUCGAUCAGCUCGCCUUCCACUAUGAGGUUCAACGCUCGUUCACGCUGGAGACACCGCCAGAGGAGGGCGUGUACAUCCACGGCUUGUUCAUGGAGGGCGCGCGCUGGAACAUGGAGGACUACUGCGUCGACGAAUCCUUCCCUAAAGUGCUCUACGAUGACUUCCCGCCGGUGUGGCUGAUACCAUUAAAGCGGGAAGACAUCCCGACGGACGUGUUCUACAACUGCCCGCUGUACAAGACUGGUGACCGGCGCGGCGUGCUGUCCACCACCGGCCACUCCACCAACUACAUCCUGUUCAUGCGCCUGCCCACCGCGCAACCGCCCGACCACUGGAUCAUGCGCGGGGUGGCACUGUUGACACAACUUCCCUUCUAAGGUGG
Molecule: messenger RNA, 12409 nt
Organism: Maniola jurtina (meadow brown)
Lineage: Eukaryota; Metazoa; Arthropoda; Insecta; Lepidoptera; Nymphalidae
Gene: Dhc36C
Product: dynein axonemal heavy chain 7
Exons: 76
Coding region: 438-12404 (3988 amino acids)
Biological process (GO): microtubule-based movement
Cellular component (GO): dynein complex
Molecular function (GO): minus-end-directed microtubule motor activity; ATP binding; dynein light intermediate chain binding
Source: RefSeq, a predicted model, not a curated record